Myzus persicae (green peach aphid) is the source of this 736-nucleotide messenger RNA. RefSeq lists its product as uncharacterized. The record is from RefSeq and is a predicted model, not a curated record. The transcript has 3 exons. NCBI's taxonomy places the organism in Eukaryota, Metazoa, Arthropoda, Insecta, Hemiptera, Aphididae. Bases 1 to 660 code for a protein of 219 amino acids.
AUGUCACCUCCAUCACAUGCACUUAUUGUGCGUUUUCCUAUCAGUCGUUCAGCCUUUCAGUCAUUAAAGUUUGUGGACUUUGGCACGCCGUACGUACACAUUCUCCCGAUUUGCUGUGAUAUUGUUAUUAUUAUUUGCUUCGAUCGUCGUUCUUUUGCGCCGACGCCGUUUCGCCGCCGAAUUACCCUUCAUGGAAAGGAGUAUUUGAAACUGGUUGUGGUAGUGCGAGUCAAGCUUCAACUAGUACCUAGUGCGAGUCAAGCUACAACCAGUAUUGCGAAUCAAGCUUCAACCAGUAUUGCGAAUCAAGCUUCAACCAGUAGUACCAGUAAAGCUUCAACCAGUAUUUGGAAUCAAGCUUCAACCAGUAUGGCGAAUCAAGCUUCAACCAGUAGUGCCAGUAAAGCUUCAACCAGUAUUUGGAAUCAAGCUUCAACCAUUAGUGCGAGUCCAGCUGCAACCAUCAGAAGUGAGAGGCAAUUUAGACUCACUUUUUUUGAAGAAUACGAUAUGCGUAACAAUUUAAAAGUAAACGUUACAAGAAUGGACAGUAUGCUUAAUAAUGCACAAAAGGACAAACUUUUUAAAUAUAAAAUAGACAACUCUAAGACAACAUUGGAAAAUGCUUUUUCUAACAUUAAUAUUAAUGUUAAAAAAUAACAAGUUUAAACAAAUGCCAAGAAUGAUGCCUCUAUUGAUUCAACAAUGAAAGAAAAUUCUGAAUCUAAAGGUAAAU